GCACAUGUCGGGGCUUCACUGAGGAGUUUCAGUCAGGGAGGAAGACAUCCAGAGGGAGACCUCUGUGUCUGAUUGGCUGAUGACCCUUAAAAGACCACCAAUCAGACAGCAUCCUCACUGUGUGACUGCGUGUGUUUCCCUCUCCGUCUCUGAACGCACCGUGUCAGCUUGCGCAUAUUUUUAUGUUUGCAGCUCUGCAUGCAUGCAUGAGCGUGUGUGUGUGUGUGUGUGUGUGUGCAGGAUGCUAAAAUCUGGAGCUGUGAAGGAGGGGGAGGGGCGAGGAUAGAGAUACUGAAGAAAUACAUGAAAAUAGAAAGAAAGAGGGAUAUAUAGACUAGAAGAAGAAGAAGAGAGGAGGACAGUGAGGAGUGGACAGAUGUUGAGGAGAGAGUGAUAGUGAAAGGCAGACUGAGGAGAGAUCGACGGAGAGAGUGAGGAGGAGGAGGAGGAAGAGACGAUCUGCUGUAGGAAGCAGCAGUGUCGUUGAUUUUCACAGGAUCCAAGGCAGCUAUCCUCUGUUGCCGUGACGAUGGGCUGCUGGCUCUCCGGACCAUGGAUGGGUGACCAAAUGAUGAAUGGGCGGAGUCUAGCACACCUGAGCCAGCGGGAUGCUCUGCGAAUCCUGGCAGCCAGUCAACGUCCAAUCACCAUGCAGAUCAAGGCUCAGAGGGGGUGUGGCGCUGAGGCAGAACGGGGAACAUGGGAGCCCCUCCCCCUCAACCUGCAGCACCUCAACCUGCCCCUCCCAGUGAUGGGGGCGGGACUUAAUGCCUCCAGCCCCUCCUACCAGGAGAGACAUUAUUACGGCCAUCUGUCUCUGCCACAAGAUCACUGUGAUGUCGGACGGUACAGCUACCUGUCCAGCUCCCCACGGGACACUGUGGACAUCGGUCACCAGGAUCCAGAACUGACCGGUCGUCGACCAAAGGGACAGAACUGCCUGAUGGGAUGUUGCAAUACCAACUUAGAAGACGCUAAUGGCUGCCACAGUCAGACUGAUGAUGAGGACUUCAUGCUGGAGAAGCCACUGGGCUUCCUGCCUCUCCACCAUGAGCUGGACAGCGGUCUGGGCUGGACCGACGGCUCUCUCCACCAGGGGGACCUCUCAGGGCUGGAGACCGAGGAGGGAGGCCUGGAGGACUGUCAUUCACACGGGGCCCUUGCCCCGGGGGGUUGUGGGGGCUUCGGAGGUGGUGGCUCUCCGUCCUCUGAGUCCUUUAUCUCCUCGGAGCUCAGUGACUCUGGCUUCUACAGUGUUAGCACCGGGGAGUUCAGGCACUUCCAGAGGCUGCUGGAGAAGCGGAUGCGGUUGUACAAUGCCAGGUUGCAACAUCAGGGCGAACCCUGCGAGAGGCGGGAGCGACGUGACAGUUGCCCCAAGAGUCACCGUGAGCUGCUGGAGGCCAUCCCAGAGGCGCUGACCAUGCAGCCGCAGUGUCAACGCCUGCAGCUCGGGAUGGAGGAGGACGCUGGGCCAGUCAUGGACCUCCCACCCCGUGGACUCUUCAGGGUUUCGUCAGUCCAGUUCCAUAAAGCUGACCGACCCUGUUUGAACCGUCACAGCUCCAGCAGUGGAGCCCUCUUCAGUCCUUCUCACACCCAUGCUGCAGUCUCACGAAUGACUGCCCCGGUCCUCUCCACCUGCAGCACACCCUCCAGCCACAGGAGACCAAUAGUGCCAAUGCAACAGCACCACCAAGGCUCCAGCUCAGUAGGGAUGCUGAGGAGAAGCCGAACGCUGCACCAUCGGCCCCCUCCACAGGAGUACCGCCGCAGAGCCAGCCACCCAGCUUCCCCUUCCUACUGCGCAGCAACCCUGCACCACUGUGGAGGUGUCGCGCCACAUAACGUCCUGCCGCCAGGUCUGCCAGAGGAGGGUGAGCUCGUGGCCAGUGUGAUGUCUUCCCACCCAGCAGCCCUGACCCUCUCACCCCAGCAGCAUCACACCGCUCUGGGGCAUAUGAGGCCUGCCAACACCCAUGAGCGGUGCUACGACAACUCUAACAGUCAGAUCGCUCACCAUGACUGGUGGCACUCACAAGAAAGAACCUUGAUUCCUGAGCCAAUGCUGACAGAAAUGGACAGAGAGAUUGAGAGGGAACUGGAACAGAAAGAGCUGGAAAGGGAGAGAGAGGCACAGAUUCAGGAGGAGAUGGAGAGAGAGAGGCAGCAGGAGCUGGAAAGGAGCCGGGCCAGGGAGCUGCAGCACCUCCAGAGUCUGGGCCACUCUACUCAGUCUGGAGAUGUCAACGACACCUGGCCGAAACCAGCCAGCCGACAGUCCCAGGGCAGUGGGGGAGGUAGAGGACUCUACAGCACACUGGAGGGCCACACAGGUGCUGGUGCUGCUGCUGGAUGGGAAGCAAAGAAAGGACAUAUGAAUGCGAAUUCAAGUCCGAAUCCCAGUUCUGGUCUACAGCCAAAACUUAAUCCAAUUUCCAAACCCAAUACAACCUCACGGAUCUCCAGGAACCAGCUCCUGAGAGACCGGGCGUCUCAGCUGGCAGAUGAACGCAGCGGGAUGAGCACUGAUGAGGAGACCAACACUGACAUGUUGAUGGGUCGGUACUGGAGUCGAACAGAGAGGAGGGAACACUUCCUGUUGGCUCGUGAGCAGAGGCAGCAGCAGCUGCAGGCCAGAGGAGUGAUUGUACGAGAUGCUGUCAGCAGGGGAGGAGCCAUCGCAGGAGGAGGAGGAGCCUCUUUUGGAGAUGGAGGUGUGCUGGACAGCAGAGGAGUUGGAGCUUUUGCAGAGGGACGAUGCAACACAGUCCUGGAGCUGAGUCACAAGAAGUUGAGUCGUCUGAGGAACAGGAAGCUGUUGGAUGACUGGACAACAGUAGAGGAGCUGUUGACUCAUGGAACCAGGUUGAACAACCAGGAGGACAUGCUGUGUCCCAGCUCCCUGCUGACGGUCACCACUGUCUAACUGCAUGGACACCACAUCUAACUGUAACUCUGUGUGUGAGUGUGUGUGAUGUUAAGAUAAAAAUACAUUUUUGCAAAUCCACUCAUUCUGUCUUUUCAGAGUGAAAAGAAAGGAUGGAUAUCAGUUGAAUUUCUUGGAUAUGUUUAGACUAGCUUAGCAAAAAGAUAGGAAGUAGGGGAAACUGCUCCCUCCAUCACAAGAGAGAAAAAAAAAUCUACCUUCCAACCCCAAAGCUGUCUGAUUUAAACAAACUGCUUUGACCCUUCCCCAGCCACCAGGGGGUCCUAAACAAAUUGAAAUGCAACUUACCUUUGGUCUUUACAUGGAGCUAGGCUAGCAGGUCCCCCUACUCGUAGUCGCUGUGCUAAGCUAAACUAAACAUGUGCUGGACCCUGUUCCUCAUAAACAGCUGAAGGAAUCCUGGAUGUUAUCCAGCUAAAUAAUCCUGUUAAUUCUCAUCCAUCUAACUUGGAUUAGGUUAUUUUAUACAAAUUAUACGUUCAGCGUCAUCAUAGCCACAAGGGUCUGGGUGACGUAAAUUUUUUCAUCAAGUUAACUCAAGCCCAAAUUGUACUUUAUGCAUCUGCAAUGCUACAAGGGUUUGAAAGGGGUUUCACCUAUAACACAGGGUUACUGUUUGCCAUCUGCUGUUUGUGUCCUUCAAUGUUGUAGGGACUUCAGCCAUCAGCAUACAAAGCACAGGGUCCCCUUCAUCUCUCUACAUGAAGGUCAAAGAUGAAACUGAUCCUCAUCUUCUCAUAUGACUCUGGAAGACAGAGAUCAGCAGGAUUUACGUAAAUGUCAGACUGUUCCUUUAAUGAAUGUCUGCGAGAGAGGGAACUUCACUGUCAUCGCUGUACAUCACCUCAACUGAUAGCUUUAUGUGUGGGUGUGUCACCACUGUACAGCACUCCCGACAAAAUGUGUGUGUCAGUGCAUGACGCUUGUAAUGACAAACAACUGAACAAGGUCAGAUGAGUGUGUUUGCAUCAUGUGUUUCAUGCAACAUCUUAUGCGCCAUUUAUUUCACAGAAUUUUAGACAAAAUUACAAAAAAAUUGGGUUUGGACACAAAUCCUCAAACAGACAAUGAGAUUUUGGGGAGCAAUACUGUUCUGCGUGAUGUACCUGGCUGUGCACUAAAGAUAGAUCACACACAACUUCUUUUACAUCAGGACCACAGAACACAUCAACUGUAGCAAUGCAGACAAUGACAACUGAGAUUUGAUACCAAAUCCUGAAUGGUUUUUUAUAGAAACUCUGUUUACAAUUAAAAUAUCAAUCGGUGGGAGCUUUUGUAACUCAAUGAUAAGAAACGAUCGGACUCACUUGCUUGUGCAACACUAGUCAUACUGUGAUGAUCGUGAAUGGGGAACAAUGUGCCACAGAUGUUUGCAGUGGAUUUCGAUCACAGCUUUAAUCUGUAAAAUCAGCUGCUGUAGUGUUUUAUGCUGCAUUCACGUCUUAUUUUUCAGGCUGCACUUAAAUGCAGCUGAGUUACAAAACAUGUUCACGCCAAUCUGUAAUUCUGAGUUGGAGGUUUCAGGAAUUUCUGACAUCCACAUCUUACUUAGUGAAAAAAUCUAAAGAAAUGUAAAAAGAUAAAUCAAUUUAAUUUACCUGGAGCUACUACGACACUAUAUACUCUAACAAUCUGUUACUAUAUAAUAAAUGAUAAGGUUUAUGAUAUUACUUUGACUAAUAUAACUUGCUAUUUUAAUAGUGUCAUAUUCAUAAUUCAAUAUUUUAUUUUCGGCUCCAACCCAUUCGAUUAAGCAAUGUGAUCAGAUUAGAGGAAAUGGAUGGCAGCAACUUGUUUGGAGCUAGCUAGCCAAAGGCAUCGUGCUGCCACCCAGUUAAAAUGCAGAACACCACCACAGCUGGGCAGCAGUUGCAGCUGCUGCAGCAGCACCCUGUCUGAAAGUGCCAUAAUGUGUGAAUGACCCACAGUCAUAACAACGGGAGGUUUUCUCCCAUUCUUACUGUUCUGCUGUUCUGGCGUGAAUGCAGCAUGAACUCUUUGGCCCUUCAUGGCUCAUGGCUCCCCGUUCCUGCUGAUGUCUUUACUGUUGGCAGGAUGUUUACAGAUCUACCUUCCCAGGUACAGCUUCUGCAUGUUUACUGAAAUCUGCAGCGAUGUGUUGACUGAGAAAAGAGGAUACACCUCAAAUCAACUUUACAUUAGGUUGUCCAGACUGCUGCAGCGUCUGUACAGUCAGGACAGACGGAGCUCCAGUCAGCGUUGUUGACAUUCCACUACAAGCAGGUACAGUGUGAGGAAAUCUGAAAUCUACCGAUUCCAGGUCUGCAGUUCGGGGAAAUGUGCAAUAAUACCUCAAGCUAUCUUUAAUAUGACAAUGACAGUGUUGUGUGCGCUACCUGUCAGGUUUCCAUCGAAUGCAGUAAUGAAUUUUAAAUCAAACACAUGCACAAAAGUGUCGAGUCACAAUAAGUGCAGAGUAAUCCUAGAAUCUAAAAUAGCAAGAGGAAAGGUUAUGUAGAUAUUUACAUUAUUCUCUACAUUGUUUUCCAUGAGAGGGACCUAAGAAAACAACUUUUUGCACAUCAUUUUUUAUACCUUAAAGUUUUCCCUACCUUUCUGUACCAGGGACCGAGGCCAGUGGAACGACUGUAGAUAGAACGACAGUGUGUGUUGAUGUUUUCUUUAUAAACUAUCAUAGUGAUUUAUGGAGGAGUAAAAAAAAUCAGUUUAUUGUCAUUGUGUUGAAGAUAUUUCAAUAUUUUUCUUGUGAUGGUUACAAAACCAAUGUGAACAGUUUUCAUGAUCUUUAAAAUAUACUUCAUUUACUUAAAAGCUGGCUUUAAAAAACUUUGAUUUACCAUUUUCAAAGAGUGGACACAAAAUGUGAAUAUUAUUGUCUCUUUACAUGGCUAAAUUGAAUUUUACUGUUGUUUUGUGUCUUUAUGACAUGUACAUAUUGAUUUUGUCAAAAGGUGCAGAUGAGGUUGAAUUUAGCAACAGGACACACUGAUGCCAUCAGACGCCUCCAAUGGUUUAUCAUGUGAUUCUGUAGGUUUAUAGCUGUGUUAUGGAGGCUGUAUAUACAGCGCAGAGAUUAACAUUGUAGUAUUAGUAUGUUUAACACUCACAAUAUUGUCAAAGUUCAUAGAAAGUGGUUCAGUUUGUUCUGAAUGUUACAUGUGGCAUCCAUAAAUUAUGAGUACACUCAAAAAACUGCUGGGUUAAAAAAUAACCCGACCUUAACCCCACCGCUGGGUUAAUAUGGGACAGAACACACACUGGGUUGAUUUGACCCAACUGCUGGGUUUUACUAUUUAACCCAUUUGUUGGGUUGUUUAUUUGACCCAACCUAGAGUGAAAUUAACUAUAUUGCUGGGUUAUUUUCUGUCUCAUUAUCUUGCCACUUUUACAUUUAAUAAAUAAUGUAAUAAUAAUAAUAAUGAUAACAAUUAUUAUUAUUAUUAUCAUUAUUAUGAUUAUGUAUAAUUUCCCAUAAUCAUACAAAGACAUACUUUACAAAAAGAGGCCACAAAAUGUUGAUUUUACAUGUUUGUAUUGUCUUGCAAAUUGCAUUUAACAAGCAACUCAUCCAGAACAGCUUCUUCAGUAAAAAAAAACAAAAACCUUGCUAACAUGUUCAUAUGAUGUUUUUAUAUAAUACAGACAUAUGAUUUGUGAAAUAAUCAGUCAACACCAUGAAUAAGUGUUUCCACCUUGAACUGCAGUGAACCAAUGACACUCACAAAAACAGAUUCGGACAGCCAGAGUUUCAUACGUCACAAACCUAAGGAACCAAUCCUGUGAACUUGUGAGGACGGGAGGGCGGGGCUAAAUAAACCUGAAACCUUGUCAGUACAGAGAGAGAGAGUUAGCAUUAGCACAACCACUAACACUGUGUCAGCCACUGCCAGUUACAAGCUAACAAACAACAUAAACAAAUAAAAGAUGCUAACUACACUAACCGUUCUGAUCCGUCUGCUAGUCUCUGGUUCUGGUCUCAGACUCCUCAUCUGAGUCUGGGUCUGACUAAAGCUCAAACAUGUGGCUGAGUCUCUGUAAUGUUUUCUCCUCUAACCAUCUUGAUACUCUUUCACCAGUCACCGAAACCUUGUCAGUACAGAGAGCAAGAGUUGGCAUUAGCAUAUCCAUUCACACUGUGUCAGCCACUGCCAGUUACAAGCUAACAACAUAAACCAUUAACUACGCUAAUCGUUCUGAUACCUCUUCUAGUAGCUGAUUUUGGUGAACAUACACUCCUCAAAAACUCCUGAAUCUGUGUCUGACUGAGGCUUAAACAUGUGGCUGAGUUGACAGGUGCAACAGUAGCGCAUAAUCAUGGAGAGCCAUGUUUAUGCGCUACUGUUAAACCUCUCAACCUAGUGCAAGCAGCGGUGGUGGGUGGGGGAUAAGGCCUGAUCCAGAGUUUUCAAUGAGGAAGUAAGCCUACAUGUGUUUACAGCCCCAGUUUUUUCACUUUUUAUGUUGGAAAACCAUGUUAAACUAAAUAUGAAUCAUAGCAGAGUAUGUUUACAUAGUUUUACACAUGUCAAAUAACCAUUGUUAUGAAUUAUAAAUAAAUGGCACACAUCCAUGCUUGUGCCCAAGAAUAACAACCAUAAGAAUCACAAAACAUUGCAACACGCUUCUAAGUUAUGGGAACAAACUGUUCUCAAAAACCUAACGGGCGACGAGUCAUGCCCAUCAAUGCUAUAAACAGCAUGGCGAAGGAACUCCCGGGUGGGGGGGGGCACUGUUUGGUGUAAUUGAUAUCAAAUAUAAAGAAUGCCUUGAUGCAAACAUCAACAGCUCCCAGCAAAGAGUCUGAUUCCAUGGCGUUGCCUGCAAUGAUGGUGAAGGCCUGGUAUGUCGUUUCAUCCCCAAGGCACAAAAUGUGUAGCAAUGGUUGAUGGGGCUCUGCAUACAGCAAAUUCUCUACCAAGUUGGUCCCCAUAGCUAGCUAGUUAAUCAAUGUCAAUAAAAUAAUAAUAAAUAUAAAGAUAAAAAAAACCCCACUCUAACGCCUAUGAUCCCCUUUUAUAUAUUUACAGAGUUUAAGGCCCAACUGUUACCACAAAUUAUUAAAAAUAUAGGUUAAGUAUUCAUAUUAACGUACAAAUCUGCCUGUCAGAGAUGCAUCCACAAUGUUCCAGAAAGUGGAGAAGCGGGAAAAUGAAUGAACCAUCUGCUGGGUCAAAAUAACCCAACCAAGUGUUUAGCUGCAAAGAGCCCUUCACAAGCGUUUGACCCAUCAUGAACAACCCAACUGUUUGUUUACAGUACCCGAAACAACCCACAAUUUUGACCGAGCAUUAUUAACCCAACAAUGUGUUUACUUACAGAAACAACCCAGCACUUUUCUGAGUGUAAUAACAGCUAAAAUGACCAUGUGCGUCGUGGAGCUUCUGGCCUCGUCGACCACUUCCCCCGCUGUCGGCUGAGCUGACUCUGGAGCGCACGCUCACACACUGACCACCUGAGGACACACAGCAAAAUCUCCGUCAGUACGGUGUACACAGCAACACAACAAUAAAACACUGUCCUCGACCGCUAGAGUGUUACUAUAGCAACACUGUUGUGUUGUGUAGUGUUGCUGUGCAUUGUUAAAAACACUACGACAUUUCAGAUCAGUCUUCUUGUUCUUUGUCUUCUCCAGAGUCAGAUUCAGUUUCAUCUCCGAGUGUCAAACACAGAGAUGGGUCUAGGACGUGUUUAGCCCUGCUAAGCUCAAAUACUGGAAGAAAGAAAAAAACAACAACAAACAAACAAAAACAACUCCAAAGCUGUACAAUUUAAAAGUUUAAUAUUUUUAUUGAAUGGAUAAAGACACUGAAAUAUAACAAUGAGAAGCUGUGGUUUUAUAGGAUAUGUUAAUCUGAGCUGGCACAAAGACUGGCACCAGGGAGAAACUUUUUGUUUAUUUCCAUCAAAAACUGAAUAAUGCUAGCAGCACUGUGAGCUACACGCUAACUGCUUACAAUGACAUUAACAUGGUGAUGUUUACUAUGGUCAUCAUCGUAGUUUAACGUGUUAGCAUGCUAACGUACAUGUAAAUAUACUGCUGAGACUGAUGGGAAUGUUAUUAGUUUUGGAGUAACUGACCAAUAUAAAAUUUUGAGCUUUUUCAUUUGAUAAAAAGGGUGUCUUUAAAAUCAUUACAGUUCAAGAGGGUGCCAUGAAUAUUGGAACCAAAUUUUAUGGAAAUCCAUCCAAUACAGUAGUUGUUGAGAUAUUUCAGUCUUGACCAGUGGUGGCAGACCAAAUCACAUGGCCAUCUCUUGAGGCAAAUGUAGAAAAAAAAAACACUUUUUACCAACUCCAAAGUAGCUAACGAGUUAGUCAUGCAAUGCACCAUUAUAAGAUUUUUACUUGGAAGACAUUUUGAUAUGUCAUAGUAGGAAAAGCAUAGGUAUAAAUAAUAAAAUUAGGAUUGACUGAAUUUCACAUAGAUAAUUAGGGACCUGGCAUUCUGGUUAACUGCCAUACUGUCAUGUCCUACUGGGACGCUUCAAUAGAGCAGAGCCAAUGUUAAAUGCUGUUAGUAACGACUGUGCUUUCCCUUCUGUGUCAAAAUUUCCUCUGUGAAAAAGGCAAAUAGAAAGCAAAAAGUGAAAGCAGGACUCCAGGGUUUUAAUCCACAAGACAGAAAACCUAAUUAAAAAUCCCUGUGAUGAAUCCCAGGAUUACAAAAGCUGUAUUAAAAGUUGCUAGGGAGCAGUUAUCUUAAUGUUCAUCAUUUUGAUUGAAAACGUAUGUUGACUUAAUUGCUGUUUAUUCUUUAACCUGACUUACAUCAACCUGGGCGACUGCAAACAUCUCAUUCAUUCUUGGCAACAAUUUGGUGUUAAUUUUUCUUCCCAUGUUCCUAUCUGUAAUCCCACCCACACACACACACACACACAGAUGAAACAGAUAUCCAUCUUCUCAUCUGACUCUGGAGAAGACGGGAGAGCAUGAAGAUUUAUAGAAAUGUCAGACUGUUUUAAAACACUUUAAAACACUGAGACUCAGAGAGAGGUGGAAUCCAACCUCCACCUGGUUUGUUUCCACGUUUUCCCUCUCUCUCAGCUGUGACUCAAACAGUUUGAAUAAUGGAUGACAAAGAGGGAAUUUUUUCUCUCCACCCGCCCCCCAUCACUCUCUUUGCUUACGUUACACAAGGACUCAGAGAGCUGAAAAUAGCGCUGCUGUCCUCAUGUGAUGUGGAAUUAAAAGCACACUGGAGCGGAGACGCUUGCUGCCGGGGAACUCAACACUUGUUUUACUCCAUCUGACAAUCCCUCCAUCCAGUCUGCAACACCACCUCCAUCUGUCUGUGCAAGGGUACUUUUCAUGACAGCAAGCCUUUUGGAAUAUGAUGACGUACAUGUGAUUGUAAUAAAGAGAUUUUAAUUAGCUAUGA
Messenger RNA from Seriola aureovittata, 10310 nucleotides. RefSeq lists its product as uncharacterized. Bases 530 to 2929 code for a protein of 799 amino acids. Lineage: Eukaryota; Metazoa; Chordata; Actinopteri; Carangiformes; Carangidae. The record is from RefSeq and is a predicted model, not a curated record. The transcript has 6 exons.